ACGUCACGUCCGGCGACGGCGGCGGCGGCGGCGGCGGCUUCCUCGGGUCGCUGCCCUCCCGGGCGCUGGUGUCCGGCCACCUCUCACCACAGCGGGGGCCACCGUGGGGCGCUUUCGUGUCCUCGGCGGCCCUCGCGUCGCCCGUCUGCCCGCCGGCCGGUCAGCGCGCUAGGCCUGGUUUCCGCUGCCUCCCCCGGACCACUUAGUCUCAACCCGGGUGUGGUUUCCACUCUUAGAGCUGUGGCAUCACUUGUCAAUAGGCUACACUCCUGGGCCUCUUCUGGUUUACAGUUUAGUGCUGUUAAUCUGUGAAUGAAACAUGACUGAGGACUCUCAGAGAAACUUCCGUUCAGUAUAUUAUGAGAAAGUGGGGUUUCGUGGAGUUGAAGAAAAGAAAUCAUUGGAAAUUCUCCUAAAAGAUGACCGGCUGGAUAUCGAGAAACUUUGUACUUUUAGUCAGAGGUUCCCUCUCCCAUCCAUGUACCGUGCGCUGGUAUGGAAGGUGCUUCUAGGGAUCCUGCCUCCGCACCAUGAAUCCCACGCCCAGGUGAUGAUGUAUCGCAAGGAGCAGUACUGUGAUGUCCUUCAUGCCCUGAAAGUUGUUCGCUUUGUCAGCGAUGCCACACCUCAGGUUGAAGUCUAUCUCCGCAUGUAUCAGCUGGAGUCUGGGAAGUUGCCUCGAAGUCCCUCCUUUCCACUGGAGCCUGAAGAUGAAGUAUUUCUUGCCAUUGCCAAAGCUGUGGAAGAGAUGGUAGAGGAUAGUGUCGACUGUUACUGGAUCAUCCGAUGCUUCGUGAACCAAUUAAAUAACAAAUACCGGGAGUCUUUACCCCAGCUGCCAAAAGCUUUUGAACAAUACUUGAAUCUGGAAGAUAGCCGUUUGCUGAGUCAUCUGAAGACGUGUUCCGCGCUGUCCAGACUUCCUUACGAUCUCUGGUUCAAGAGGUGCUUCGCGGGGUGCUUGCCUGAAUCCAGUUUACAGAGGGUUUGGGAUAAAGUUGUAAGUGGAUCCUGUAAGAUCCUAGUUUUUAUAGCUGUGGAAAUUUUAUUAACCUUUAAAAUAAAAGUAAUGGCUCUGAACAGUGCAGAGAAGAUAACAAAGUUUCUGGAAAAUAUUCCCCAGGACAGCUCGGACGCGAUUGUGAGCAAGGCCAUCGACUUGUGGCACAAACACUGUGGGACCCCAGUGCACUCAGCCUGACAGCUCCCGCGUGCGCAUGGUGUCCCAACCUGCCCUGAGCAGUGUGUUCUCAGGACACCGUCUGCUACACUCACUGAAAAUAGGGUUCUUGCUUUGGUGCUCAGAGCAUCAUUUUUUCCCCAGUAAAAUUAUUUAAGAUACCUGGUGACGUUGUGUUGUGGAGCCCAACUUGUGGUUACACAGUACAAAGUUCAACUCUGGAUAGCAUGUGAAAGAGUUAUUCGAAAAUACCUCCCUGUUUUCAGAGCAGUUCAGCCACGGAGGGCAGGUGCUUUGAUAGGCAAGCCUGCCCUUCCCCUUUCUAAUUAGCACCAUGCUCGUUACUUUCUAAGGCUAUUUCUGGAAUAAAGAACAACUUCCUUUUGUUGACAACUCAGAUUCGGCUCCGUUGAUGCAGUACUUGUUAAAAUCUAAGCUGUCUACUUUCUGAGGCUUCGUCUUGCCAAAUAGGUUUCAAUAAAAGCCUUACUUUCUUUUU
Messenger RNA from Ailuropoda melanoleuca (giant panda), 1679 nucleotides. RefSeq names its product TBC1 domain family member 7 (gene TBC1D7). Gene Ontology annotation, molecular function: GTPase activator activity. Gene Ontology annotation, biological process: negative regulation of TOR signaling; activation of GTPase activity. The transcript has 9 exons. The coding region runs from base 320 to 1201 and encodes 293 amino acids. NCBI's taxonomy places the organism in Eukaryota, Metazoa, Chordata, Mammalia, Carnivora, Ursidae. The record is from RefSeq and is a predicted model, not a curated record.